Molecule: messenger RNA, 1815 nt
Organism: Leguminivora glycinivorella
Lineage: Eukaryota; Metazoa; Arthropoda; Insecta; Lepidoptera; Tortricidae
Exons: 2
Coding region: 92-1201 (369 amino acids)
Source: RefSeq, a predicted model, not a curated record
AGCUGACGCGCUCGGCGAUACCUACGAUAUCGCUAGGAGUAGGUUUUUAUCAUUAGAACGCAAAUUCGAGCGACUCCCAGAAUACAAAAAGAUGUACUGUGAUAACAUGCGUGAGUACAUUGAGCUAGGGCACAUGUCACUUAUACACACAUACACUAAGCCUUACUGCUUUCUGAUACACCACGCUGUUUUUAAGGACAGUCUCACUACACGAUUGAGAGUUGUUUACAACUGCUCAAUGCCUACUAGUUCAGGUAAAUCCUUGAACGAUUUACUGCUAGUCGGCGCAACCAUACAAAACGACAUUUUUUCUAUAUUGCUGCGAUUUCGUGAACAUAAAUACGUAGCCUGCGCAGAUGUAGAAAAAAUGUACAGGCAAGUCCUUAUUCAACCUGACCAACGGAACCUUCAACUAAUUUUGUGGCGAGAGAACCCUUCCGAGCCGCUAAAUAUUUACCAGCUGAAUACGGUAACUUUCGGUACGUCGUCGGGGGCAUUUUUAGCCAUCCGCUGUCUCAAUCAGCUGGCAAAAGAAUGUGCUGACGAAGAGGUCUCUCGCACUAUAUUAGAAGACUGUUACGUAGAUGACCUAAUUACGGGAAAUAAUAAUAAACACGCUUUAAUUGAUAUCUGUGAAAAGGUCACCGACGUACUCCAGUCAGGCUGUUUCCCACUGCGAAAAUGGGUGUUUAAUUUUGACGUUUCGCAAUUUUCCUCGUCUAAAAUAACGUCACGCGAAUUAUGUUUGGGCGAUAACUGUCAAAGUAAAACACUCGGUUUGGGAUGGACUAACAACACUGACGAGUUUCAUUACACGGCAAAGAUACAACAGGAUAAUGCUAAUGAUCCGAUAACAAAACGCAAAAUAUUAUCUGUUAUAUCACAAAUGUAUGACCCUCUCGGGCUACUUUCGCCAGCCAUAAUUAUUGCCAAAAUAUUACUUCAAAAAUUGUGGCUUUGCCGUUUAGAUUGGGACUCGGAAGUACCUAAUGACGUCGCAUCAGCUUGGCGUAAAUACAUACUCACACAUACACAACACAUACAUAGCGUCCGUAUUCCUCGUUAUGUAAUGAAUGCGUCUGCGCAUAGCACACAGCUGCACUUUUUUUGCGAUGCAAGUCAAGCGGCCUACGGGACUUGUGCAUAUGUGCGUACGGUUUCGGGAGAUAACAACGAGAUCCUAACGACCUCUCCGCAUUAACUCCAGCUCAUUUCCUUAUUGGCCGACCGCUGACAGCACCCCCCUGCAAGGACCUGACGGCAGAAACGGGCCGGCUCCCACGCUACGAGAUGCUGGAGAAAAUGCGACAACACUUUUGGCAGCGAUGGUCGAAACAAUAUAUUUCUGAGCUGCAGACCAGAACUAAAUGGCAGACGCAAGGCCAGGAUAUCGUUUUAAACGCUUUAGUUCUGGUGAAAGAAGAUAAUCUACCACCCCUCAAAUGGCGUUUGGGCCGGGUGGUAGCUUUGUUCACAGGCAACGACGGAGUGUCUCGCGUCGCUGACGUAAAAACAGCGAACGGGACCAUACGAAGGGCAUUCACCAAACUUUGCCCUCUCUUGAUGCCGCCAGAGGGCGACACUGCGCCUACCUCAUCCGCAUCACCACUACCACAUUGAAAGCGGGUGCUUUCAAGGCCGGGGGCAUGUUCGCGAGCACAGCGCCAUCUAGCGGACCUCCCAAGAAGAGGACGAGUUCCACACACGGCCGCGCGGGGGCGCGGCGACAGCCUCUCCCACUUUACCAUCCUCUACGACACGGCACACAAGCCGCUCUCGCGAUUUUUGCAAAUUUUAUAUCGAAUCGCCAUACAU